Messenger RNA from Neoarius graeffei (lesser salmon catfish), 1654 nucleotides. It is a transcript of the gene sh3gl2a, whose product is annotated as SH3 domain containing GRB2 like 2a, endophilin A1. The record is from RefSeq and is a predicted model, not a curated record. Gene Ontology annotation, molecular function: protein binding. Gene Ontology annotation, biological process: synaptic vesicle uncoating. Gene Ontology annotation, cellular component: presynapse; cytoplasm; glutamatergic synapse. The transcript has 9 exons. The coding region runs from base 122 to 1174 and encodes 350 amino acids. Lineage: Eukaryota; Metazoa; Chordata; Actinopteri; Siluriformes; Ariidae.
GAUUAAACUCUUCUCCUUCAGCGGGUUUGGUUUUCUCCUCCUUCUCCGAGCUCUCUCUCUCUCUCUCUCUCUCUCUCUCUCACACACAUCCAUCCUCAUCCACACACAAGGGAACGGCAGCAUGUCUGUAGCAGGGCUGAAGAAGCAGCUCCAUAAAGCCACUCAGAGAGUGAGUGAGAAAGUGGGUGGAGCUGAAGGAACCAAGCUUGACAAUGACUUCAUGGAAAUGGAGAAGAAGGUGGACGUUACUAGCCGAGCCGUACUGGAUAUCAUGACCAAAACUACAGAGUACCUACAGCCCAAUCCAGCGACCCGUGCUAAGAUGAGCAUGAUGAGCUCUAUGUCGAAGAUCCGUGGAGGUGAUAAGGGGCCGGGAUACACACAGACGGAGACAGUGCUGGGCGAGGCCAUGCAGAGGUUCGGCCACGAGCUCGGGGACGAGUCCAACUUCGGCCUGGCUCUGAUCGAUGCUGGAGAAGCUAUGAGAGAGCUGGGUGAGGUGAAGGAUGCGUUAGAUAUGGAGGUGAAGCAAAACUUCAUCGAUCCAAUGCAAGUGCUGCAUGAUAAGGACCUGAAGGAGAUCCAGCACCACCUGAAGAAGAUGGAGGGUCGGCGUCUGGACUUCGACUAUAAGAAGAAGCGUCAGGGGAAGGUGACCGAGGACGAGCUCAAGCAGGCGCUGGAGAAAUUCGAUGACUCGAAGGACAUCGCUGAGCAGAGCAUGUUCAACCUGCUGGAGAGCGACGUGGAACAGGUGAGUCAGUUGGCUGCUCUGGUGCAGGCUCAGGUGAAUUAUCACAGACAGGCAGCAGAAAUCCUGCAGCAGCUCUCCAGCAAGAUUGAUGACAGAAUCAGAGAAGCUUCCAGUAAGCCGAGGAAAGAGUACACACCCAAACCACAUGCUUUAGCCGACUUCUCCUCUAGUGAGAGUCACAACGGGGGAUUGGGACACAGCCGAGCUCCCACACGCUCCCCGGCUCCUCUGGAUCGGCCAUGUUGUCGCGCUCUGUAUGAUUUCAAUCCGGAGAAUGAGGGCGAGCUGGGCUUUAAGGAAGGUGACAUCAUCAUACUGACCAAUCAGAUUGAUGAGAACUGGUAUGAAGGGAUGAUAAAUGGCCAAUCAGGAUUCUUCCCUGUCAAUUACGUUGACGUCCUGGUAGCUUUGCCCCAUUAAAUCCAUCCUGAACCCUCAAUUCCUGUCAUGCACUUCUCCUGGAAGGAGAGAAAAAUCAUCGCACUGAUAAUUAGAACAUAAAAGAAGAAUAUUCGUUUUUCUGUUUCCCCCCACUCCUCUUUUCUCUUUUGUGUUGUGUAAGUUUCUGAUGUUUCUCUCCUUUAUUUCCUGCUCUCUGUUUCGUCUUUGUGUAUUAUUCUCUGAUUCUGUCUCUCUAAACUUUUUCUUCUGUUUCUCUCUUUUCUCCUUCUUUCUCUCUGUCGUGUUUGUGCAUGAUGUAGGAAGUGUUUGCACUUUUGAGGAAAUUUAUUAUUUCCAAUUUUAUUUUGUGUGAUGUACAAAAAAAAGUAUUGUUUAUUUUAUUUUAUUUUUGCUGUUGUUGUUGAUAAAAUGUCCAUGCAGAGAAGCAGUGAUGUGAAAACUGCUGAGGUUUAUUUUUUUCCCUUUGAGCUUCGCUGACCUUUUAUUAGGGAAAUAAAA